AUGUCGGCUCUGCAUUCGGCUCUGCUCCUCCUGCUCUUCAGUGAUCCAGCAAACGCUCUCCGGCUGCUGCCGCCAUGCGCCUCGCCAUGCGCCUCGCCAUGCGCCGCGCCUCGCCAUGCGGUCCGAUCGGCUGUCGUAGCAAAGGCGCCCGUCGCCGCGAAACCGGAGGCUGCUCAAGCACUUGUGGAGAAGCCGGCGGGCGAGCCUACCGAGGAGGCAAAAGCACCUGCCCCGUCUCCGUCGCCACUUCCGCCGUCGUACCCAUCCUACUCGGCAGCCAACUGGUUUGACACACCCGACACGGAGCCCAAGGCGCCCGACCCCGGACCGGAGGUGCGCGAGGAGGAAGUGGUCGAGGCGGCAGAGGUCGAGGCGGCAGAGGCCGCAGAGCCUCCAGCCUCGAAGAAGGCGGCUGCAAAGGCGGGGCGGGCGGCCAAGCCUCCCGCCAAGCCGAAGAAUGCGGCCUCCAAGCCGGCCAGCCGGGCGGUGAGGCCCGCAGCCGCUCCCGCUCCCGCAGCAGCAGCAGCAGACGCACUGCCCGCCGCCAUCCGCGUUGGCUCUCAGCUGCCGCCCGAUCUGACGGUCGAAAUUGCGGUGCGGUCGAAAGGGCGGCAAACCAUCCCGCCCACCACGACGCUCGGCGCGCUGCUGGGGAGCGGCACGUCCGUCCUGGUCGGCAUGCCCGGCGCCUUCACGCCCACCUGCAACGACAAGCACCUGCCCGGCCUGAUGAAGGCCGCCGGCCGCUUCGCCCGCCUCGGAGUCUCCAACGUCGCCGUCGUCACCACAAACGACCGUUUCGUGAAUGCGGGCUGGGCCGAGGCGGUGGCGGCGGCGGCGGGCGUCGACAGCCCAAACAUCACCAUGGUCUCCGACCCGGACGGCGCCCUCGUUGGCGCGCUGGGCCUGUCCGGCGACAUGGGCAGCGGGCUGGGUGCGCGGUCGCAGCGAUUCGCCCUCGCGAAGAGGGAGCAGGGCCUCCGCACCAUCGGAGGCGCGGCAGCGGCUCUCGCGGCGGCAGUCCUCGGCGCCAGCGUUUUGCCCGGCCUGACGCCGGUGGCGGCCCCGCCCGUGGCGGCCCCGCCCGUGGCGGCAGAGCGGAGUGCGGAAGACGCCGCCGGCUCGCGUGGCUCGCUCACGCUCAAGGCGGCCGAGGUGGCCAAGGAGGCGUUUUCGCGCGAGGCGGCUCCGAAGGCGGCGCCGGAGGCUGCGCCGGAGGCCGCAAAGCCGCAGACCAAGGCGGAGGCGCGCGGGGAGGCUGCGGGCGCUGGAAAGGAGGAGCCGAGGGCGGCGGCCGCCCAAAGCGAGGCCGUCGCCGACUUCAUGAAGACGCUCAAGGCGAGCCUGAAGGAGUGA
Emiliania huxleyi CCMP1516 is the source of this 1356-nucleotide messenger RNA. RefSeq lists its product as hypothetical. Gene Ontology annotation, biological process: cellular response to oxidative stress; cell redox homeostasis; hydrogen peroxide catabolic process. The record is from RefSeq and is a predicted model, not a curated record. Gene Ontology annotation, molecular function: thioredoxin peroxidase activity. NCBI's taxonomy places the organism in Eukaryota, Haptophyta, Isochrysidales, Noelaerhabdaceae. The transcript is spliced from 2 exons. Bases 1 to 1356 code for a protein of 451 amino acids. Gene Ontology annotation, cellular component: cytoplasm.